AUGCCUUUGUCCAUGUGCCUGUGCCAGUUCAUGGAUGACCUCAAGCAGGGUUCUGCCAUCAUUGCCGUCAUGGACUGCACCAAACUUGGACGUGUGUCUGCCAAAGACUUGGACUUCUACAUGGAGCUGCUGCAGCGAACUUUGUUGCGCAGGCCUCAACAAAGCGUUGCACUUGUCACUGCGCCGAUCUAUGCCUCCGAAAAGAUUGGGAAUGCCAUUCGCUCGGAGGUACGAAGGUUCGAAGAUAAAAUGGAUUUCAAAGGAUUGGCCAACCAUGCAGUUGUGAUUCGGAUGGAUUCGCCGCCAUCUUCGAAGCGUGUUCCGCUGGUGUUUCACGCUUGGAUCGUGAUGGAGCAAGCGUCUGAAGAUCAAAACAUUUUCAGAGCGUGUCAGCUUCUUCUGGACAGGGCACCACGCAGCUUGAUUCCGUUCCUCCCAGAGUCCAAGUAUGUGGUCCCUGCAGAUUCACAAAGCCUUCCGCACACCUCUGAAGGAGCCAGGUCGCUGAGUGAGCACCAGGAAUCUGCCCAGUACCUUGCAGGGGAAGAUUUUCCUCAAGCUAUCCUGCAGGGUCUUUUGUGCAAAGCAGCUUUGCCGGCCAAGUCCAUUGGACUAGUCAACCUGACACCCUAUGAUCUUCAUUGGGAACGCAUGUUGCCAAAGAUCAUGCCUGGAUACAGCCUUCGGUCCACCAGCCUCAGCAAGAAUGCAUCGGUUGUGGAGUGGUGCCAAAGGACGAUGGCCAUGGAGCUGAUGGAGGUCAGGGCAUACGAAGCCCAGCCGGCUGAGAUCCCAGACCAGUUCAGCUUGGCCGACUUCACCUUCAAGUUGGUGACUGUGGAAAUGGUCAACCAAAAGGCCAAGGAUUUCAGUGCCAAGUACAAGUUUGACAAGAACGUCAUCAAGCAGACCAUCGCAAUGCAGCCCUCACCGCAACCAGUGGCAACCCCAGAGCUUGUCCCAUGGACUGGGGAGCCCCAGACGGAAAAUGCACUCCCUGAUCAGCAGUGGAAGCUGUUCCUGGUUGCGCACGUCGGAGUCUCCCUCGGCAUUCAGGAGUUUGUCCUGGCUCACGGAACUUCCAGGUUCCUACGGCCUGAAAAGGAAAAAGUCCUGGAGUGUCAGGUGUUCAGGCUGAUUAGGGAUUUCGAUGCCCUGGCUGCUGAAGACUCCAGUAUGAUUACAACACCGCGCUGCAAGCAAGUUGUGCCAAAGGUAAAGGGAGCUACAACGAUUCCUAUGACGACUGCUGCGUCAACCCCUGAAUCCAAUCCCUCAGUGUCACCAUAUGAAGUCAACAAGUUGGCUGCCAUGGUGCAGGAUUCCAAGGUCAAAGAGGCAGGUUCAAAAGAUGCUGAAAAGGAAGCUCAGGCUGACGAGCUUGUUGGCGAGCCAUGGGGCAGUGAGGACUCAGCUGACGACAAAUCAGAGACUGGCAAUGACAACGCAGAUAAGAAGAAAGUUGCAAAGAGCGCCAACUUGAAGAAAGAGAAGGCUGAGGAGAUGAAUCAAGAUGAAGAUGAGGAGUCUGCAAGCCUAGAAGAAGUAGCUGAGGAUGAGACAACCAUGGGUUCAAAGAUGGUCACAAAGGAGGGAUCCGAAGAUGAGGAAACAGAUGAAGAGGAUGGCAAGAAGGAGGGUCCAAAGAAGGUCACAAAGGAGGGAUCAGAAGAUGAUGAAACAGAUGAAGAGGAUGGCAAGAAGGAGGGCCCAAAGAAGGUCACAAAGGAGGGAUCCGAAGAUGAUGAAACAGAUGAAGAGGCUAGCGGGAAGGAGGAGGAAGAAAGAGAGCAAGAGGAGACAGACAAAGAUGAAGAAAAACCAAAAAAGAGUUCAGAAGAAGCCUGUGCUCCAAAGGGAAAGGAAAAGACCAAUGCCAAGGAGGACAAGAAGCAGGAGGCAGUGAAGACAGCAGAGAAGAGCAGAAGCGAGCCUGAAAAAAACAAGACACGUAAGGAGAAGACCAAAGAUGAUGGAAAGGUUUCGAGAGUCACACAGGCCAUGGCCAUGGCUCCAAAAACUGAAAAGAAGACCAAGGAUGCUGGCGCCAAGAAACCGAAAGAUGAGACAGCAAAAGGAAGGGUGGCCAUAGCAAUGGCUGCUACACCAAAAGAGCCAGCGAAAACAUCGAAAGGAAGCAAUGGCAAGAAGGCAAAGGUGAGUGCCAAGGUUGCAGAGAAAGAUGACUAUCUGGAAAGUGAGGAGGAAGAUAGUCCCACUGAAGUGUCUGAAAGUGAGGUGGAAGAAAAGCCACCUACAAAGCCCAGAAAGUCGGCGCUUAAGAACACCCAGAAGCAAGAUGACAGGAAAGUUCAAAAGAUCAGCAAGGAUGAUGCGAGGGUUUCUUUCAACCCCAUGGACAAGGACAUGGAUGACAAGAAAAGCGAGAAGGCAACCAAGAAGAGAUCUGAAGCGUCCAAGCCAUUGGAAGAUGAACAGAAGAUCUUAAAGUCGGAGGCUGACAAGAAGGAGAUGAAGAAAGAUGAAGAUGAGUUGCCGGCAAACACAGAGUCAGAGAAGGCUCCAAAGAAGAUCAAGAAGAAGGACAUCGAAGACAAGACAGAUGCAGAGGCUCCAAAGGAGAUCAAGAAGAAGGACAUCGAAGGCAAGACAGAUGCAGAGGCUCCAAAGAAGAUCAAGAAGAAGGACAUCGAAGACAAGAGAGAUGCAAAGGCUCCAAAGAAGAUCAAGAAGAAGGACAUCGAAGACGAUACAGAUGCAGAGGCUCCAAAGAAGAGCAAGAAGAAGGACAUCGAAGACAAGACAGAUGCAGAGGCUCCAAAGAAGAGCAAGAAGAAGGACAUCGAAGACAAGACAGAUGCAGAGGCUCCAAAGAAGAGCAAGAAGAAGGACAUCGAAGACAAGACAGAUGCAGAGGCUCCAAAGAAAAAGGCAAAGAUCGAGAAGGUGGACACCAAGAAGUUGCCGAGAGGAAAGAGCUUCGUCAAGACCAUGGACAGUGAAGCUGAAUCUGACAAUGAGGCGGUGAAGAGCGAUUGCCCUUUCGAUUCAGAUGAGGAUCCAGACUAUGAUAUCUAUGUGGCAAAGACAGCCAGAACGAGCACCAAGACCAAGGAGAAAGAAGGAAAGACUGUGACUAGAAAAGCUGAAGGGAUGAAGACCAAAGAUCUUGAGAGAGCCGAAGCAAAGAAGGCGAAGAAGGGAGAUGAUGAGGAGAGAGGAGAAUUGGCAUCAAGCAGCAGUAAGAGGAAGGUGCCAGCAGAUGAGGGAAGGUCAAAGUUCUCCAAAGCAGAACAGGCAUUGGGGAAGCAUGAGUUGCUUGGGGGCAAGGCAGGUCAAACAAAGAGGAAGCCAAGUGACAAGCCGAAAGAUGAGAAGUUGAAGACAAAGAAGGCGAAGGUGAACGCAAGCGAGAAGGAUGAGAAGGCAGAAGCAGAUUCAGAGGAAGAAGGAAGUGAGGCAGAGACAGUGAUUCUGGGAGACAAGCCCAAGAAGGCACAACUGGGAAAACAGCUGAAACUGCUGACCACUCUGUUCAUUGAAACUUACCUUCCGCAAAAAGAAUUAUAG
This is a messenger RNA of Cladocopium goreaui, 3531 nucleotides long. NCBI's taxonomy places the organism in Eukaryota, Dinophyceae, Suessiales, Symbiodiniaceae. The record is from the annotation of a GenBank genome assembly.